AUAUGAAAUAAACUUCUUUUAGGAACAAAGUUAAAUUAAAAAAAAUAAGAAAGUGUUUUAACUAAAACAAUUGUAGAAAAGAAAAACUUUAGAAUCCGCAUAGAGAAUCUAACUCGCGCAGGUGAAAGUUAAGUCCGGGCAUGGAAGUAGGUAAUUGGGUCCUCGAACGUUUUCCCCCUCGACGCCUCACCGCCCCUUCGAUUUCUCUUCUUUGCCUCUUUGUUCGUUUAGUUCGAUUAGAAAAAGAGGAAAAUGGUCGGUGUUUAGGUUGAAUGGGUGGUGGGGGAGCGCCCCCGUCCACGUGACCUCGUCGACCCCACUUUCGAAACUCUUCGCCCACCUUUCCUCUACUGACGCGUCUUCGCGCGUUGUGAACGUUUUAAAGUUUUAAGCAGUGGUCCCCUUUUCGGGGGGUUUUUUCGCCCCUCCUGGUCUCUCCACGCAACAGGUUCUUAUUUCGGGGGUUACCUCAAGGACUUUACUGUCAAAACAUUUCAAAAUAAGAUUAAAAAAUGAAUUUUACUCCUUUCGGUGUUGGUGUGCCCCUUACGGCGGCACUUCCGGUUGGCACGCAAUUCACAACAGGAAAAAUAACGCAAACGGGCACGACGACGAACGGACAAGUCGUCGGGGUGCUUCAAGGUUGUGAAAAUGGGGUACAUUACAUCCGGCCUUUGGAUGCGAAUGCUUUUGCGACGACGACACAAGCCCAAACUGCCCCCGCUGGACAACAGACGCUAAUUACAUUACCGAUUACGAUGCCAGGGGCGAAGCCCGGCGAUCCACAACAAACUGUGCAAAUACAGGUAGUUAAUUCGGCAGCGCAACCUCCAACAUCUCAAGCUCAGUCGCCAAAGUAUCAAAUCUCGCAAAUACCGAUUCAAACGUUUGGACAAGGUGCUACUGUUCUCACUGUUGCUUAUAAUUCUACGCAGGAUGGUAUACAAAUUUUGGAUGGUCAAAAUGGAAUACCAGAAGGUAUGACAGUGGUGGCAGCUAUUCAACCCCAAGAUAUACAAAUAAUUCCCGCCCAAACCAUUGACACAUCAAAUUCUGAUAAAACAGGAAAGGAACUUAUAACCCCUGUGGCAUUAAUAAAAAGUGAAAAUAACAAAGACGAUGUUGAAACGACGAUAUCAAUGCCCACGACAUACAUCCAAACAAAUUCCGUACAAGAAUACCUAAAAAUGCACAACAACUCGUUACCGUUGGGUUUGCAACAAUUCCUAAAAUUCAACAACACGGAAGUAAAACGGGAACAAAUCACCGAAGACGGAGUCAUCGAGACAGUCGUUGAAACGGAAGCGACCGGCCAAACGCUAAUCAUGAACGAAAUAGUCGAAGAUAUCGAACCUGAAGAACAAGGAACCGGCGGAACCGACGACAAAACGAAAAAGAAGAAAAAAUACAAAAAGAAACCACCAAAACCGAAAAAACCAAAACCCGGUCAAGUUCAUAUAGCAACAGCUUUAGAUGGAACCACGCUAUUUUGUUGUCCAGAAUGUCAUAUGGCGUAUCCAGAAAAAGAACUUUUAGAACAACACUUGAUUGGGCACAAAAUUGAAAGGCGGUUUAUUUGCGAUAUUUGCGGCGCUGGAUUAAAAAGGAAAGAACAUUUAGAACGACACAAAUUGGGUCAUAACCCCGAACGACCUUACGUGUGUUCGGUUUGUAUGAAAGGUUUUAAACGGAAAGAGCACCUCAAUUUGCACUACGUUAUUCAUUCGGGUGAAAAAACCGAAAUUUGCACGGAGUGUGGGAAAGGAUUUUAUCGAAAAGAUCAUUUAAGAAAACAUGCGAGAUCGCACGUAGCACGGAGGGCGAAGGAAGCGCUACAACAACAACAACAACAACAGCAGCAACAACAACAAACGGGGAUUAAAGAAGCAACAGUUACAAUUCAGGUGCCGAAUUCUCAAUUACAAAUCCCGUUGCAAAUACAAGUACCGCAACACCACCUUCAAGUGGCGGGAAGUCCAGAGGAGGAGUCCCCGCAAGUGAGUACAGUCGUUUUGCCGGCUUCGGACCCAUUGGCGAUUGUACCCCACUAAAACGGGGUGAUCGUUUUAAAAUAGGUGUACAUAUAAGAUUGUAUAUUACUUGUAUCUGUAUAUUAAAGAAGAAAGAUUUUUUUGGUAA
Messenger RNA from Onthophagus taurus, 2139 nucleotides. RefSeq lists its product as uncharacterized. Gene Ontology annotation, cellular component: nucleus. Lineage: Eukaryota; Metazoa; Arthropoda; Insecta; Coleoptera; Scarabaeidae. Gene Ontology annotation, biological process: regulation of transcription by RNA polymerase II. The record is from RefSeq and is a predicted model, not a curated record. Gene Ontology annotation, molecular function: DNA-binding transcription factor activity, RNA polymerase II-specific.